Messenger RNA from Pocillopora damicornis (cauliflower coral), 1019 nucleotides. Its product is annotated as glutathione peroxidase-like. The record is from RefSeq and is a predicted model, not a curated record. Lineage: Eukaryota; Metazoa; Cnidaria; Anthozoa; Scleractinia; Pocilloporidae.
GUGAUCGGAGACGCCAAGGCACCAUUGCCUUAAAAGCGCCUCGCGCAUAAAAAUGACCGCCGCUAAGGUCUUCUUCCUCCUUGCGGUGUACUUACAAGGAGGUUUAAGUACAGAGAGAAACAAAUCGUUCAGCAAAUGUAAGGAAGGAGAAGGUUCAUUUUACGACUUCUCCAUCAAAGAUAUUUAUGGUUUGAAAGUUCCUGACACGGACUACAAAAAUCACGUCGCUUUGGUUAUGAACGUCGCAACCUUCUGAGGUUUAACGAUGCAGUACAAGCAAUUGAAUGAAUUACUACAAACUUAUAGAUCGGAAGAGAACGGUAAUUGUGGAUUCAGGGUUCUUGCUUUCCCCUGUAAUCAAUUUGGUCUUCAAGAGCCGGGGGAGAACGCAUACGAAAUUUUAAAUGGCCUGAAAUACGUUCGUCCAGGCCAUGGUUUCGAGUUAGAUCGUAAUCUAAAAAUGAUGCAGAAAAUUGAAGUGAAUGGGAAAAAAGAAAGCAAAAUAUUCACGUUUCUCAAGAGCCGAUGUCCUGUACCGGAUAACUUUAUUGACGAUGCUGAUAAAAUAAGCUGGUCACCAGUUAGAAACGAUGAUAUAACAUGGAACUUUGAGAAGAUUCUUAUUGACCACAAGGGGCAGCCAUAUCGUAGAUACACACCCACAGUUGAACCGAAAGAAAUUACUGAGGACAUCGAAAAACUUAUCAAACAAUGUGAGGACGAAACUAUUACAAAAUAAAUUGUAAGGCUAGGAUGUGCAAUGAUGAGCAUUGAAAUGAUACUAUACCUUAACAGAGAAAAUUAUAAGGAAACCUCUACUUGUUCUUUAUACGUCUCGAAGGAAUGACGAGCGGACUAGAAACUGAUUUUUUUCGGGUGGUCUUGCUUCGAAACGAAGAUAUCGGCCAAGUUGAGUGGUCUUCAAUUCAUUCAGCCGCUCACAGGUUGAGAUCUCACUUAAUCGAGACUGUAGUCUGAAUGAAAGAGGUCAAAUAAAAAAGCUUUUAACAAAAAAGUAA